AGGAGCUCUCUCAAAGGUCCAUAAAACAACCGCUUGGGGGAAGAGCUCUCUCAAAGGUCCGGUGCCUUAGGAAAAGAAAGACGAAUCCUGGAGCAGAAGUUCCCUCCCUUUGUUUCAGGUGGAGGGAGUUCUAGACGAACUCGGCGGCCGGUCACUCCAUACAUGGAUUGGCCAUGGCUCACGGUAACAGUUCAAAAGCUCUUACUGCUUGUCGCUGCCACGGUAACCUUGCAAUAUACUACUACCACCGCUUAUGGAUCUGGGUCCUCUGGCAGCAUCAACAGGGCAAGGCCUGACUGCCUAGAUAAGUGUGGCAACAUCAGCAUCCCAUACCCUUUUGGCACCGGAAAAGGCUGUUUCCAAGAACCCUUUAAUGUCGCCUGCAAUGAGAGCGGAGCAUAUCUAGCCUCAACUGAAGUUAGGAUACUAGACAUCAAUCUUAUCUUGGGUGAGAUUCGCGUUCAGAACCCACACAUAGCAUGGGAAUGCAAGUACACCAAUGGCACCAAUAGCACUGGUGGCUUCGAAGGCUUAAAUCUUGAUUCUUUUCAUAAGGUUUCUGGCACCAAGAACAAGUUGAUUGCAAUCGGGUGUGAUACUUUUGCAUUUAUCAUGGGAACAACCAAGGGAAAGAACCAGCUUGACUUCCUCACUGUCAACUCAUGCUAUUCAUAUUGCACUGACGCAAGUACCGUGGAUGAUAGCACAGAGUGCUUUGGCAUGGGUUGCUGCCAGACCUCCUUUCCAGGAAACAUUAGCUCUUUUACAACCACAUCCUCGCCAUUAGUAGACAACUCUACCAUCCAGUCUUUCAGCCCUUGCAGCUACUCAUUCGUUGUGGAGGAGGGCUGGUUCAAGUUUGAUCCUUCGUUUGUUAGCUCUACAAAUUUUGCCAGUAAAUAUACAAAUGGGGUUCCUCUGGUACUCGAUUGGGUAGUUGGUAAUGGAAGUUGUUCGGAAGCCAGCAAGAUGGGAUCACAGUAUGCAUGCAAAGCCAUGUACAGUGAAUGCAUUAAUGUAUCCAAUGGCCCUGGCUACCGGUGCAACUGCACUCAAGGCUAUGAGGGUAAUCCCUACCUACCAGGAGGGUGCCAAGACAUCAAUGAGUGCGAACCUCCAAACCAGCCCUUUUAUCCCUGCAAAGGUAAAUGCAGAAACACCGAGGGAAGCUACACAUGUUCAUGCCCAUCAGGGUUGAGGAGCGAUGAUCCAAAAAUCAUACCCUGUGUUCAAGCUGAUCCAAACAAAGCUCUGAAGAUGGUCAUAGGCAUAUGCUUCUGUGUUGUCUUCCUCAUGGUUUGCAUCUUCGCUCUACGAUCUGAGUAUCAGAAAAAGAAGUUGGCUAAAGAGAAAGAAAGAUUCUUCGAUCAGAAUGGUGGCCAGAUAUUAUAUCACCAAAUUAUGUCAAGACAAGUUGAUACAUUGAGGAUAUUCACGCAAGAAGAUCUAAAGAAGGCUACGAACGAUUUUGACGAGAGCAGAGAACUGGGCAAGGGGGCUCACGGCACUGUCUACAAGGGCAUUCUCAAGGAUAACAGGGUAGUAGCAGUGAAGCGCUCAAAGCUCAUGAACAUGGCUGAAACCAAUGAAUUCGUGCAGGAGAUUAUUAUACUUUCACAGACCAACCACCGGAAUGUGGUCAGGCUUCUAGGGUGCUGCUUGGAGGUGGAGGUCCCCAUACUGGUCUAUGAAUACAUCUCGAACGGCACUCUCUUUGACUUUAUCCAUCAUAACAGAACAUCUCCUUCGCUGGAUACCCGUCUCAGGAUCGCUCAAGAAUCAGCUGAAGCACUGGCCUAUCUGCACCUAUCCACAAACCACCCUAUAGUCCACGGAGAUGUCAAGUCCAUGAACAUUCUUUUGGAUGACGACUACAUGGCGAAAGUGACCGACUUUGGGGCGUCGAGGAUGCUCCCCAAAGAUGCGGCCCAGUUCAUGACAAUGGUGCAGGGCACAUUGGGUUACUUGGACCCCGAAUACCUGCAGGAACGGCAGCUCACCGAGAAGAGUGAUGUUUAUAGCUUCGGGGUUGUGUUGCUGGAGCUGAUCACUGGGAAGACGGCGAUCUACAAUGAAGGACCCAAGGAAGGCAAGAGCAUAGUGUCAUCCUUCCUGCUCGCCAUGAAGGAGGAGAAUCUCGAGCGCAUGCUAGACGUGAGCAUAGUGCAUGCUGGUAUGGAGAUGUUGUUGGGAGAAGUCGCUGAGAUGGGGAGGAUGUGCUUGGCCGCCAGUGGUGAAGAUAGGCCUUCCAUGACUCAGGUGGCCGACAAGCUGAAGGCCCUGCGAAGCACCUGGAGGGAAAAGCUGGCGGGGGAGCGUGACCCAAUGGAGCGUUUGAUCGUGCGCUCAUCACCUCCGGCGCGUUGGGAUCCUUUGUCGUCGAGCAUGUUCUCUACGGCUCCUCACAUGGGUGCAAUAUGUAUAGAGACACCCAGAUGAUGGCUUCAUUUGAUUCCACCACGCAAGUAGUACCACCAAGAGUAUGUGUACGCGUCAGAUUUGUGCACUGUCAAACAGAAAUGUACCGGUAGUUGAAGUGUAUAAAUGCCAAGUAUAUCUAUAUAGAAUCGGUUAUCGUC
Messenger RNA from Lolium perenne, 2579 nucleotides. Its product is annotated as wall-associated receptor kinase 2. Gene Ontology annotation, molecular function: polysaccharide binding; ATP binding; calcium ion binding. NCBI's taxonomy places the organism in Eukaryota, Viridiplantae, Streptophyta, Magnoliopsida, Poales, Poaceae. Gene Ontology annotation, biological process: cell surface receptor signaling pathway; protein phosphorylation. The record is from RefSeq and is a predicted model, not a curated record. Gene Ontology annotation, cellular component: plasma membrane.